Molecule: messenger RNA, 927 nt
Organism: Fusarium vanettenii 77-13-4
Lineage: Eukaryota; Fungi; Ascomycota; Sordariomycetes; Hypocreales; Nectriaceae
Exons: 3
Coding region: 1-927 (308 amino acids)
Molecular function (GO): oxidoreductase activity
Source: RefSeq, a predicted model, not a curated record
AUGUUAUCUUUCUGGGAGUUAGGAGCCGGCCAAGCAGGUCGUAUGGUGUUCAACUCGUUGGUCCAAGCCAGCCAAGGCUCCAGCAUAACCAUCUCUGCCCUCUCUCGAGCAGACUCCGGGGCAAGCUUUCCGGUCGGUAUCAACGUCAUUCGGACAGAUUACACGCCAGCGUCGCUGGAAAACGCUCUUGUUGGCCAAGAUGUCGUCAUUUCUAUGCUGGGAGACGCCGGCAUGCCCCUUCAGAAGCGUAUUGUUGACGCAGCCAUUGUCGCCGGCGUGCAGAGAAUCUUUCCGUCUGAGUUCGGUUGCCGCACCUACAUUGAUAGGGUUGUUGCGUUGAUGCCGUACUUCCAGCAGAAACGUAACUUGAUUGAGCAUCUCAAGACAAAGGAAGGUUCCAUAACCUGGACGGCCUUGAUUCCCAAUCCCUUCUUUGAUGAGGCUUUAAAGAAUACCUUCCAUGGAUACGAGCCUCCGAACAAGUACUUCCUCCUUGAUGGCGGAGAUGCACCCUACGGCACCACGAAUUUGCGCACAAUAGGGCUUGCCUUGUUCAGAAUCGUCUCAAACCCGACUCAUUUCCAGGACUCUGCGAACCGAUAUGUCAACAUCCACUCGUAUAUACUCACCCAGAAAGACAUUCUGGCAGCAGUGGAGAAGGUUUCAGGAAGAACAUUUGAGAGGCAUCACGUCAACAGCGCAGACUUGUAUGAGGAUGCUUUGCGUCGCUUUAGGAGUCGAGGUCCAUCUAUGGAGAAGGAUUUAUUUGCCGAGAGGGAUAUCAUUCAGUGCAUCACCUAUGGGAAGGGCGAGUUUCUUGGCCUUGGGGAUACGAGGGACGAGAAUGACUGGACCGAGAGGCUGGGACUUCCAGCUGAGAAUCUCGAGGAGGAUGUCAGGGGGGUGCUUGAAGGGACUCGGCCGUGA